Messenger RNA from Ectocarpus siliculosus, 8754 nucleotides. NCBI's taxonomy places the organism in Eukaryota, Phaeophyceae, Ectocarpales, Ectocarpaceae. The record is from the annotation of a GenBank genome assembly.
AUGGUUCGCAAGAAGAUGAAGAGAGUGGCUGAUGCGGUUCCCCCUGACAAUCAAGAUGCGUCUGGGCUGACCGGCACCGUGUGCUCCUGGCUCAAGGAUCUAGACCUCGUCGGCCACGAGCUGUUGCCUACGAUUUCGUCUGACCUGGAUAUAUCCAACCUACCGUGUCGUACUGGCGAGACCUCAGCAGGGAGUAGUGCGGUAGAGAGCAAGUUUGCCCAGGCGCGUGGGCUGCAGGCAUUGCGAGCGGCUGUCGCCGGUGGGUCGGCAUCCGUUGAGGAUCUACGCUUGAUAUUCCUGUACGGCCUCUUGUUGUACAUCGAUCCCGGCACCUCGCAUCUCCGCAAAGCCAUCAAGAGCUUGCUAGGAGCGACGGAGAAGAUCAUCCAGGAGCAGCAGCUUGAGAGCGGCAACAGCAGCAUGACAGAUAGCAUUGCAGGGCUCGUCGCCGCCAGGUUUGCAAAGCGUUCGUGGGACUUGCAAGCGGGUGCGGCGGCGACACAUGACGGAGCAGAUCGAUCAGGAGGGACGGCGACGGCAGCCGCGGCUGUGCGUACGGCGGUAUCACUGCAACGGCUCAUGGAAGUUCCCGCGGGCAAGCGAGCGCUCGUUGCAGCCCAAGAGGGAGUUAUUUUACUUCGGUUUAUCGAAGUGCUUGAUGCCUCGUUGGCGGUGCAAGUGGUGGCGACGAAAGGGUUGCAUGGGCGCUGCGUCUUUGGACAGCACCUGGGGGGGCAUUCAGUAGGAACUGGAGCUUCGAAGACCGACUCCGGUGUUCCUGCUAAUGCUGCGCUAGAGAGGAAGGGCGUGGGUAGCAAGGAUGAUUCCGCCGCGGACCUGUACGCCAAAAUAGACUGCUGUAGUGAGCUUCUGAAGGCAGCAGCCUGCCUCAUGCCGUUGACCAGGGAGUGGCAUGCGAACCAGCUUUCUCGGGGAGGAUCUACCUUGCGCCGCAUGUGCCAGUCGUGCCUGCUGUUGCUGUCCAUACCGUCCAUUCACCGGGAGUGCUCUACCCAUGCGUCGGCUGUGCUGGUUCACUCGGCCGUGGCGAAUUGGAGAUCAAGCAGGGGAUGGCCAUCGGACGACUUUUGCCCUCCAGUGGGCACCGCAGCCCCAGCGGCAGCACCGUCUGUACCAACCACGGCAGAAACUACAGCUACAGCCGUAGAACUACCACCGCCGCCAACGCCGCCACCAUCAGGAGCAAAACCAGCGCCGAAGUCAACGGCAAUAGCAACAGCUACAGAAGCAACACCAACCACAGCAGCCGGCUCUGGUGUGUAUCUAAGUGCUUCCCACCACCAAGGAGGCGCCGCACGCACGCUGAGUUUGACACUCGCAGCAAACACUAUCAACGCGUCGUUUUUCUCGGACGGGACGGAGAAAGCAAUCGCAGGGAGUGGUGACACGGACGGGGUGACCGCUCUGCUGGCUGGGUUCAUGCCCUUGCCGGCCGGCUCAAGGCUUGCGGUCUGCCGUGCGCUGUUUCACAUUUUAGACCCAAGUGUGCUUCUCGCGGUGCUCGGCUCGCAAGUGCCAACGGAGGGGAACGUCAUGUCGGAAGAACCAGGUAGGGGAGCCGGCGCAGGGGGGCUAAUGUUUGGACCCAUCUUGCGUGCGAUACUGGUGCGAAGUGAGGCGGACAGCGGAUUAUCCCUGCGAUUCUUCGCUUUGCAGGUACUGGAGGUCACCAUGUCCGCUCUGGUGCACCCUGCAAAGCUCAUUUCGUCCAUGGCGCCGGUACUAUUAGAGCACGUGUUUGCCAUUCGACAGCUGGUGCCCGGCGGCGAUGGCGGAGUCGGAGAAGGGGAAGGCCGAAGUGAGCCGGAGCGGCUGGUGGGGCAAGUCCUGAACCAGCCAGCUGCAUCCAAGGGCAAAUACGUGGCGCUGUCGGUCCUCCUACCCAGGGUCGGUGCUAUCCGAAUGCUGGAGCUGUGUCCCUCUCUCGUGGAGCAGCUCGUAUGGGCGGUUGGUGUCAGAGGAAACAUUUCCGGGCAGGCGGUGUCUCUCCUUCUCCAAUUUCUCAAGGCCGUGUCCGAGGAGCAAUCGUCGGCCCCUGAAGCUGUCGUAGCACGCGCGGCAACAUCGCCACUGGCAGAAAGGAGUGGCACCGCAACAUUAGUACCGGCAGCAUCACCAGUAGCGAAAUUAGGGGCGGCAGCAUCUCGCCGGAGCUCAAUAGCAGCAUGCAGGAGUUACUGGGUGGGCCCCGCUGCGGCGGCUCUGAUGCAGGAAGACUUGUGGUCGCGCGGUCACGUCGCAGCGUACCUGCUACCGGAGGUGUUCAAGCUUGAUCCCAGGAGCGUUUCAGACCUCUGUUUGGAACUCCGUUCACGGGUCAGCUUUGGCACUGGAGAAGAAGAAACCAGCGGAACGCGUUGUUUUCUCGGAAACCCGCGCGAAGCCGUGAUGGAGCCGGAUGUGCGCCGUUUGUGGGCCUUGAUGGAAGUUGCGAGGUUUGCACGAAAAUGUGGUUCUCUGGCAGGCCUUUCAGUGGUCGCUGUUGAUUCCACCGCAGGUCUGCUGCAGCUGGAAGAAGUAAAAUGGGCUGCGCUGCAUGCAGACGAGACUCUUCGGAUGUCAGCACUAUCGCUGCUGUGCGCGGAUCUGCGGGUCACGACCGUCCCGGCUCAAGCCGAAACGCGUCUUAUUCAAGAGGUGCUGCCUUAUAGCCUGAAGGUCUUCGGGGCUCAGAAUAGGCAACUACUGCUCAGGGCAAUGCAGACCCUCCUGAUACGAAUGAGAGAAACCGCCAGAGUUUGUACCCGAGGCCAAUUGGGCGCACCACGUCUAGCAGGCGAUCACAAACGGCAGAAGAAGAAACACGGGCAUCGUGACAAAGGUGCCGUCCAGAGUUUAAGCGGAGGGAUGGAAGCAAGCGAUGCCUCUGCAGAGGGAGAGGGGACACCAGCAGAGACGCCCUCGGAGACCCUUCAGCGCAUUCGUGACUUCACGCGCUGGCUUUGUCGGGAGGUUCUCCGUAGCUUGUACCCAGGGUGCCCGUUCGAACGGGAAGUGCUGGGGCUCGAGAUGGCCCAGCUCAUCUUGUCAGAACUACUGCCGUCAGAAGAACUGGUUGCAUCGACCGAAUCCGAGACUGCCCUCGCAAAGGUGGCGUCUUCUUCUCUCUUCUGCUGGCACUGGGUGGACACGCUGCUAGCCUUGCUGGGAAGCAGCUGGGACCGCUCCCGCGCCCUCGCCUACUCCAUCCUCGCGCGCUUCCCGCGACCUCUUGCCGGCUACGAGGGUCUCGGCGGCGCCACUCGCCUAGCAGAACAGGGGCUGCGCUUGAGCGGCAGCGGCCGGCAGCGGGAAAGCGACCAGGGUGCCCUCAUCCUUCGUUUGGUGUUCGUGUUGUAUGCUCGAGGGCUACGUCUGCGGGUGCCCCUGCUGGGUACCGAGGUUGCGGGCGGGGGCGCCGUGGGUGGAGAUGUUGCAGAUGUGAACAAGCUCGGUCGAGGAGGUGCUGUCGCGAGCGAUGGGGUCGGCGUUGCAGUGGAGGACGAUGGCGGUGAUGAUACGGCAAUCUUUCUCGAAGGUCUCUGCGGUGUCCUCUCGCACAGGCUCGACGGUAUGCAGGGUUCGUUCGACGCAAUCCUCGCGAACAAGCCCGGUAAAACCUCCGACACCGCCACCGCCGCCCUCGCAGUCCGCGUCACCCCCUCCUUGCCCCACGGGGUCCUCCUGGCGACUCACCACGUGCUGCUCGAAUCCAAGCUACGUGCUUCAGGAGCUGGACGCUCCUCCUCCUCCUCCUCCCCCGUCACUGGCCAAGGCCGUAGUCGGCGGGGGGCGAAGCUGCGACGUGCCGGGGGGACGGCGGCGACCGCGGGGGUGGGAGGGGAGGGCGGUGCGGUGCAGUGGGAACGGCGGCGAAAGGCGGCGACUUUGCUGCUGGAACAGGCGUUUCGUUCGCUGCGGCUGUCUUUGCUGAUUGUUGGGGAGAACGGCUGCGGUGAUGAUGAGGAUGAUGGUAAUGAUGAAGGCCGCGACAUCUGUGAUGACACCACCGACGGCGAAAACCCUGAGGGAGCCGUGAAAACCUCACGCAAGCCCCGCUCCGGGGUGAGCGUCAACGCGAACGGGCACAUGGGAAUGGUGUCCCUCGACACCGGCAAGCAAACCGUGUGUACGGCACCGCUCACGGGAAGCAGCGGAAACAGCGUCCUUGAUUGCGCGGACGGCGCAGCGACGGAGGACGACACCCACGGUAUGUCGAAACACGGCGACUGUGGCAACGACAGCAGCGGUGGCCUGGAAUGGGGUGGUGGGAGUGGGCAGCACAAGACGGAUACGGCGCAGCGCUCGGCAGUGGAAAGCCAGCGCGCGGUCGUCGGGGCGUGGCUGCUGGCGAAAGAGACGUGCCGUUUUUUUUCGACGCUCGUCGCGGCGUCGCCCCUCCCGUUGCAGGAGGAGGAGGAGGCUACGGGAAGUCCUGACUUGAGCGCUGGGGCGUCGGAUGGGGGCAAGGGAGCGGAUGUGAGGGGUUCAGGAUCCCUUCUAGCGGCCAAAGACGUGACUGCUAUUGGAGAAACGCUGCUCAAGACCUUGUUGUCUUUGAAGCACAUGGGGUGCGUGGCGUCUGCUCAGGCUGCAUUGCAAACGGUAUGCGAGGCAAUGCUCCACGGAGGGCGGCGGAACGCUCCCUUGGCGCGUCUUCCAUCCCUCUGGCUGGACCAAUUACUAGGCCAACUGGCCGGAGAAAAGCAAGAGUUCGUGCUCCGCCGCAGCACCGGGUUGGCGUUCACGUUCAUGGCCAUUCUCAGAGCGGAGCCAAGCAUCUGCAUUGGCCCGCGAACAAUCGGGCAGUUCGUGCUCCGCCGCAGCACCGGGUUGGCGUUCACGUUCAUGGCCAUUCUCAGAGCGGAGCCAAGGAGUGUUGAGCCCGUUUUGCUACCCCGCUGCAUGGGCCACCUGCUGGCGAUGGCAAAGGCAAAUGAAGCUCAAUCCAAGGACAAGGAAAGCAAGAGCAAAGACAACACCGGCGACGACACUCAGGUAGCACCGAAAACGCUGGUGGACGAAGGAGCGUCGAAGGGCGAUUGGAAGAGCACGGUGCAUGCUAUGAACGUGCUGAGGGUUGUUUUCGUGGACGCCACCCUGGCCGACGACGUCGGUCCCUACGUCACCGAGGCUACGAUGGCGGCCGUCUGCGGUUUUGAGCACCCUAUGUGGGCCGUCCGUAACUCGUCCAUGAUGCUCUUCGCCUCGAUCAUGCAACGAGCCGUCGGAGGAGCGAAGAACGCCGCCGAACCUGCCGGAAACCCCUUGUCGGACGGGUCGAAGCGCCCGCAUUCCGCCCGAGCUGCUGUUGCCGCUGAGGCGUUUUUCCAGCAACAUCCCAAGCUCCACCCCUUCCUCUUGUCCGAAUUGGAGAGGGCCACCAACUGCACCCCCGAGGCCGGCACUGGGUCUUCGGGCGAGAAGGAAGGGCAAAGGGCAGCAGCAGCAGCGGCGGCAGCACGGGCCGAGAUGCAUCCGGUGCUCUACCCCAUUCUGCUGCUGCUCGCUAGGCUUAAGGCUGGGGGCGAAACAAGCAGCUUGGGGAUUGGGCAGGCAGAGUGCGCGGAAUGUGCGAUACACAUCUACAAGGCGUUUGCUCAAGCGCGUGUUGAGGUUCACUUGUUGCGAACGUUCCUUGCUGGAUGGGAUAUCCACAAGGCACGCGUGUACGGCGCCGCGAGGCGGCGGCCUGCUAACACUCGGGAAACGUUUUGUGUACCGUCGUGCGUGUCGCAGCGCGGGUCUCAGGUAGGCGCUUGUCCCCAGGACGCUGCAACACUGACAGAGUCGUUGGUACCGGCAGUCAUCUGGUGUGCCGGUAACCCCCACUUUCUUGCAAGACUCGCGAGCUCCCGAGCCCUGGCCGCCCUGGUCCCGCCCGCUCGAGCCCACGGUGUGGUGAUGGACCUCAUCCGAAGGUUACCGAAGAGCCCAGCCGAUGCAGAGUCGACCGGCCCCGACGCACACAACCACGUUCAUGGAACUUUGCUCCAGGUGCUGGAGCUGCUGCUCGCCGUGAGAGCUCGAUCGAACAGUGGUCAGCCUGCGGGGGCGACAACGCAGGUGCGCGAGAUUUCAGUGGAUAGUCCUGAUCCCGGAUCGACGUGCUCAGAAUCGGAGGCACAGCUGCCGAAAUUGAGUUCGGCCGUGCUGGAACUCUCCUGGCUCGCUGACCCGAUGCAGUCACGGUGCCCCCCGAUUAGAAGCACCAUGCUUCAGGUUCUGGAGGUGCUCUCUGGGUUCGAGACCGAACGGGGUCGAUGUAUCCCCACGCCUGGAGCAGUCCAGUCUGCCCUUCAUCGCGCCGAGGAGAUGAACUUCUCUCUUGAGACCGGCCCGCAGAUCAGACCGUCUGGGGACCGCCGCGUGGUGCCCGGUCGUUCUGUCCUGGCUUCCGCGGUUGUCGGCGCGGUGAUUCGACGCCGCCUGACCCUGGCUUUCAACGGGUGUAGGGCGGCUGCCGAGCCUAGACCCGGCGCUGACGUUAGGUUAGGCAAGGGCGCUGCGAUAAAUCCAGCAGCAGACACAAGGGAGAUUGCCGGCGAGAGCGCCACGGGCGUGGUGGCGAGCGCGAACCCCGGGGUUGGUGGUGUUAGCGCGCGCGUGACCACUGCGCCGGGUAAAAAGAAAGGCGAGGAGGAACACGAAACGUCUGAGGUGACGCAGGCGCGGUACGUGGCGGAGCUGUUGUCUACACCGGACGUAGAUGUUCGCGACGCAGCGAUCAAGGCAACAAAGAAAGUUUUUGGCGAGGAUUCCCGUCGGAGGAACCUGGUGAUGUCCCCGCAGGGCUCGUACCUGAUCUGGGCUGGUGCUGCAAAAGCACUAAUGGAGGAGAGCCACCCUCGGAACGUCAGGCGACUUGUUCGCCUGCUGGCUCGUGUCGGCCUCCAUCUGCGAGGGUAUUGUUUGCCUCCUGCUGCAGUAGACUCGCUGUGGAAGCAUCUUCGAAGGCUCUUCGACGGUGAAGGUGGGCCGGGGGAGGCCCAAGCCGGUGCCUUGGAGGUGAUGGGGGUAAUAAUCCGCCUUGACAGACGACAGCGCCUGGUGGACGAAAUUCAAGCCGAUGAAGAGGGCGGCUCAAGCUUCAUUGCCGUUCGCGUCGAGGAGUACGCGAGCUUUUUGGAGCGGGCGGUGGGCCCCGCUCAACCGGUUGUAGCGAGGGCCGCCGCGGCCGCGUCGCUGGUGUCUUCGGAGAUCCUUUCGACUCCUGCUCCAACGUCUACCACCUGUACUGCCGCCGCUGCCGCCGCGCGUCCCACGUCCACCGCAUCUUCUGCUGCUGGCAAUGACACGAAAGGAGAAGCUAGAUCGAUCCCACGAUUGGGUGCGGCCGCUGGAAAGACCGCGUCAGGUCAGCACCGAGAACAGUGCCCGGACCUUUCCUCCGGCACGUUUGGGAGGUUGUGGUUCGUAGCGCUGUCGCUCCUGCAGGAUGAUGACGAGCGGGUACGCAGUUUCGCCGCACGCUUUUGCUCCGCCGCGGUCAGUAGCAACAGCAGUCCCGCCCGAGGAGCACCAGACGUGGCAGGUGGCUGUGUGGAUCUGUGCGCGGUGGAUCUCGUCCUGGCCCAUCUGGCGUCUCUUGCCAAGGAAGGCGGGGCGUGCACAGCGGAGGACCUGGUGCUGAACCUUCUUCGGGUAUUCGACGGUAUGUUGGCGAAAUGCAGCAUUCGUGCCGGACCAUCGCUUGGAGGUAUUGGUGACGGUGCUGCUGCUGGCAUGAAGGGAGUUGGUGUGAUCUCGCCGAGCCACGACGAUGAUGUAGAUGACCUCGCUGGUGGGGACGGCGACGCCGACAUCAUUUUCGGGCGAGAGGAGCGAAGCCAGUUUCAAGAGCCGACGCUGUUUGCUGCCGUCGCUGCGCCCUACCUUUGCCGUGCACUCGAGGCUCUCGAUGGUGGUGAGGACAGCAUCCCCGUUUUUCCGGAACCCGUCUCGCAAGGACUCGUGGACGUACUUGGGAAGUUCGCCGGAAUUUUUGAGGGGUUGAGCUGUCUGACGAGCUUAGCUUGGGAACCGGGUGUGUACCAAGGGGUCAUGUGUUCUGCAUUGAUUGGCGCAUCUCUCAUGGAGUAUUUGUCUUCUCGAGGCUGUCGGAUUGAAAGUGGUGGUCGCGAUGAAGCCGCCGGCAUCGAACUAUCUGGCCAGGUGCGACGUGCAAAAGAAGCAUGCGAAUAUUUCGAGUCAGGUAUUGGAGGGAGUAAGGGUUCACACCCCGCGGUUUCGGAGGUAGUUGCUCGAACCUUGCGUACGGUAAAUUCGGAAGUAGCGGUGUCCCUCGAGCCUCAAGUGGCGUAGUAGUCCAGCUACGGGCCUUAGACUACGCCCUAUUUUUUGCUUUGCCCAGCUAGCAGCAUCGGCUAGUUUUCGAUGACCUGUUGGCCAUACCUGUCUUUUGGGCGUGUUCGACCCGUGCGCAUAUGUCACCCCUGGCGUGACAAGGAGGGUGCAAGAGGUGUGCCAAACAUUGCCCUCCGCUUCGGUUAAGAUAUAUCACGUGUUGGGCAUGAUCUGACACUCUGUAGAGUGUGGCUUGCCUUCAUAUCCUUUGUAAAGUUUGUUCAGUGGUCCCGAUCUACAGUAGUCGUGACCCAGGUGUGCAGGGGAAGAGAGGGCGAUUUGUGGUUUGUUUGGCGUGAACCGCCAGUGGCCGGGUGAAUUAGCAGCGAAUGAAUUGGACCGAAGUCGGUGAGCAGGGAGAGGGGUUUCAAUCUACGAUGUUUUGCCGCUGCUGUCGUAAUCUCUCGG